UGUGAACUUGUUUCCGCGAAUAAAUACCAAGUUAAACUCCGCGACAAAAACCCUAGAAGCAGAAGGCUAGUGAAAGCUCUAUUUUCCGCAGGGUCGCCUCUGCUCCAACCGGACCACGAUGAAGUUCAACAUUGCGAACCCUACUACGGGAUGCCAGAAAAAACUGGAAAUCGAUGAUGACCAGAAGCUACGUGCAUUUUUUGACAAGAGGAUCUCACAAGAGGUCAGUGGAGAUGCUCUUGGAGAGGAAUUUAAGGGAUAUGUUUUCAAAAUCAUGGGAGGUUGUGACAAGCAAGGUUUUCCCAUGAAGCAGGGAGUGUUGACUCCUGGACGUGUUCGUCUCUUGCUUCACAGAGGAACCCCUUGUUUCCGUGGAUAUGGAAGGCGCAAUGGGGAACGCAGGAGGAAGUCCGUCCGUGGAUGCAUUGUGAGUCCUGACCUUUCUGUUUUAAACUUGGUAAUCGUGAAGAAGGGAGAGAAUGAUCUGCCUGGACUGACUGAUACUGAGAAACCAAGAAUGAGGGGACCCAAGAGGGCAUCAAAAAUCAGAAAGCUCUUUAAUCUCUCAAAGGAGGAUGAUGUUAGGAAGUACGUGAACACUUACCGAAGAUCAUUCACAACAAAAUCUGGAAAGAAGGUUAGUAAAGCACCCAAAAUACAGAGGUUGGUUACUCCAUUGACUUUACAAAGAAAGAGAGCAAGAAUUGCUGAGAAAAAGAAAAGGAUUGCCAAGGCCAAGGCAGAGGCUGCUGAGUACCAGAAGCUCCUUGCCACAAGAUUGAAGGAGCAGAGAGAACGACGAAGUGAGAGCUUAGCCAAGAAACGGUCCAGGCUCUCUGCUGCUUCAAAACCAUCUGUUGCAGCUUAGAUCCAUGUUCUACUUGUGAGUUUUGAUAGCAAGAUGAAAUGCCAGCGGGUUUUUUAUUUGAUUUUUAAUAUCUUAACAGGCGUUUAGUUUGAUGGUUAUGGAAAUGCCUUGACGCUUAGUCUACUGAAUUUUUGUGUCCUGACAAUUUUCUAUAAUAUUAUAUUGGAUUUUGCA
This is a messenger RNA of Manihot esculenta (cassava), 1042 nucleotides long. Its product is annotated as 40S ribosomal protein S6. The transcript has 6 exons. Gene Ontology annotation, biological process: translation. NCBI's taxonomy places the organism in Eukaryota, Viridiplantae, Streptophyta, Magnoliopsida, Malpighiales, Euphorbiaceae. Gene Ontology annotation, molecular function: structural constituent of ribosome. Bases 119 to 868 code for a protein of 249 amino acids. The record is from RefSeq and is a predicted model, not a curated record. Gene Ontology annotation, cellular component: ribosome.